This is a messenger RNA of Pogona vitticeps (central bearded dragon), 2899 nucleotides long. The record is from RefSeq and is a predicted model, not a curated record. Lineage: Eukaryota; Metazoa; Chordata; Lepidosauria; Squamata; Agamidae.
GGAAGGGAGACCUGUUCCUCAGCUGCCAGGUCAGAAGCCACUCAGCGAGCAGGAUUGCCCAACCCACCUGACUCGGGAGAGCUCCCCAGGUGGAUGGAUCUCCAUGGAGCGUGACUGAGAGCCCUGCUAUUUGGAGCACAGCACCCGGCAGAAGCAGCUGGAAGCCAGCGUGGCCUCCCUUCCCUUCUGGGCCUUCUCCGCCGAGGCUGCUGGGCAGCGGUUCCCGGACAGAGCAAAUCCCAGGGGGUCACCGAGUCAUGGGGUUCCUGGCCAAGCGCCCUCAGAGCCUCUACCGGCAGGAUCAAGCGCCGUGAUCAGAACCCCGACCCGACAGCCUCCAUCUGCGGCCCAGGACAGCCCACGGGAGGGGGGAGUUCUGGCCACCUCCAGCGCUCCUGCUGCGACGCCACCCGCCCUCCCCAUGAGCCUGCGCGAGUCCCCCUAUGCCAGCCCCUUCUUGGCGGGCCUGGACACGGUCCUCCGAGGCCUCCUCUUCCCCACCUACUGGCUGGUGAGCCAGCUGCUGGCCUUGCAGCAGACCACGGCUGAGAAGCAGGCCCGGCAGGGCAAGCCGUGCCCGCCCUACGCCCUGCAGGCCCUCCUCAAGGGGACGGCCAUUGUGCCCUUGCUGCUCCUCUCCCUCCCCUUGGCCCUGGUGGCCUUCCUGGCAUGGCUGCCCCUCCAGGCCGCCAGGCGCCCCUUUGCCUACCAGCGCACAGGUGACCGGGCUCUCCCGGAAGAGUGGUCGCUGCCUGGCCAGGAGAGGGCCUUCACCUUCAUCACCAGCAACAUCUGCCUCCUCCCGGAGGGCCUGGCCCGGUUCAGCAACUUGGCGCAUACACAGUGGCGUGCCAAGCACAUUGCCCAAGUCCUCCUGUGGGCAGCCCGCCUCUCCUCCCGGCGGCGGAGAGACUCCAUCUCCAGGAGUUCCUCUGGCAGGCAGAAAUACGGAGCCAUGGAGUCCAGCCCCCCCCAGAGCUGCCAGAGGCCCCUUCGGCUGGAUGCCACUGACGUAACCAUCGAAAUGCCCGGGGAAGAGCAGGGCAAAGCCACGCUGCCAGGCGAGAUCACCGCCUGCUUCCCCCCGAGCGCAGACUUUGUUUGCCUGCAGGAGGUGUUUGACCUGAGAGCCUCCACUCACCUGCGACGCCUGCUUGGCUCUUACUACGGGCACAUCAUCUAUGACGUGGGCACCUACGGGCUGGUGGGCUGCUCUGCCCCGAAGCUCCUGAACAGUGGACUCUUCGUGGCUAGCCGCUACCCUGUGUUGGCCGUGCAAUACCGCUGCUACCCGAAUGGCACCAAGGAAGAUGCCUUGGCCGCCAAGGGACUGCUCUGUGUGCAGGUCCAGCUGGGAACGUCCCACGGGCAAAGGAUUGUGGGAUACCUGAACUGCACCCACCUGCAUGCUCCAGAAGCUGACGCGGAGAUUCGGUGCGACCAGCUGAACCUGGGCUUGCUUUGGGCACAGCUGUUCCAAGACGCCAACGCGCAGCCGGGGGACGUGGUGGCCUUUGACAUCUACUGUGGAGACCUCAACUUUGACAACUGUUCUGCAGGUGACGAGAUGGAGCAAGGCCACCAGAUCUUUAACCUGUACACGGAUCCGUGCCGCCUUGGACCCCGGAAAGACAAGCCUUGGGCUAUUGGCACCCUGAUGGACUACCUGGAGAUCUACGCCAAAGCUGUGUCAACCCCAGAGAACAUGAAGAGGACUCUGGAGCAGCCGGAAGGGCGGCAGAAGUACCUGGCCGGGCCUGUCCUGGCCGACGGAAAACCCGACCUCUCACUGACCAGCUGCGAAGGGCGUCGCCUCGACUACAUCCUUUACCGGGAGCACCCGGGGCCCUUGGCGCUGAACACCGUGGUGGAGAAAGCCUCCUUUAUCACUCAUCUGGCCACCUGCGCUGACCAUUUGCCCUUUGGGCUGCGGCUUCUGGUGACUUGCACGGAACAGCCAGAAGUGUGAACUCUGCCCACGGCCAAGCAAGGAAGGCGCCAGAAGACCCUGGGCAGGAGAAGUCAAACCUCCUCAGACCAUCACUGUGGAAGGGCCAGCACUCCUAUGCCUGCUGUGACUGGGGUGUAAACCCCCCCCCUCCGGUCCAGUGCCAGGCAGCAGAGUGGUGGCAGGGCAGGCAGGAGGAAGGAGCCACUUUCAGGGGCAAUAGACGCUCCUUGCCACGUCCCUUGAGGAGGCAGAAGCUGUGGAAAGCCUCUCUGCUGAGCCCAGGCCGGAAACAUUGCCAGCGUUCGCCCUCCCUUUGCUGCGGUGGGUUCCCCUAGUGAGCCUGUCAGCUGAAUGUGACGGGCCGGGUGUUGCUCAGUGACGUUUUCACAACUGGACUACAGCACCACGAAGCCCAGACGGGGUGCUGAGACUCACCGGCCUCUCAGGCAACAUCUCGAGGCAGCGCUGGCCGUCACGAGAGACGGAUGGGGCCCUUUGUCCUCCCCUGAGACAUGGUUGGCAUCUGACGGAGAGUGACCAUCUUUGGCAGGAGGUCUGGCCCAUUCCCUGCACCCCCUGAGCAGUUUCAGGGUGGCGAUCGGUCUUCUAAAGCUGCCAGCCGUGCCAAAGGGAAUCCCGGCCACGCUGAGGAGCCUUGCCUCUCACCGAAGCAGGACAGAAGCGACACGGGAUUCAGCGUGCGCUGGACACAUUUGCUAAGCCUCCAAAAUCUCGGACCAGCUUCCAAGGACCCCGAGGGAGAGGAUCCCGGAGGACGGGACACUUUCUCCCGGCCCGGAGACUCUCAUGGGCAGAAGGAAGUCCAGGUGCCUACCUUUUGCGUUUCUUCGAGAUCGGGGCAGGGGUGAGGGUGGGGGUCUCAAAGCUCUUGAAGCCUGGCCCCGCCUGUCCUGGCCAUGGCGGUCCUCUCUAAAUGAAGUCCCUGCA